Colletotrichum aenigma is the source of this 405-nucleotide messenger RNA. It is a transcript of the gene prlL-4, whose product is annotated as MFS transporter prlL. Gene Ontology annotation, molecular function: transmembrane transporter activity. Gene Ontology annotation, cellular component: membrane. NCBI's taxonomy places the organism in Eukaryota, Fungi, Ascomycota, Sordariomycetes, Glomerellales, Glomerellaceae. The transcript has 3 exons. The record is from RefSeq and is a predicted model, not a curated record. Bases 1 to 405 code for a protein of 134 amino acids. Gene Ontology annotation, biological process: transmembrane transport.
AUGGCUAUGUGGGGUGUCAUAUCCGGAUGCACCGCUGUAGUCCACAAUUUCGAGGGCCUCGUCGUGGUCCGCUUCAUUCUCGGCUUCUGUGAAGCCCCGUUCUUCCCUGGGGCGGUCUUCCUCUGCUCGUCAUGGUACAAGAGAAACGAGCUCGGGCUCCGUGUUGCACUCCUCUUCGGAGGCAGCAUGCUCUCGGGUUCUUUCGGGGGGGUCAUGGCCAUUGGGAUUACCGAGCGCAUGGCGGGGGUUGGUGGGAUCUCGUCAUGGAGAUGGCUCUUCAUUAUUGAAGGUGCUCAGACUGUAGCUUUUGCCGCCGUUUGCGUAUUCACGUUACCUAACUAUCCUCAUAACACGUGGUGGCUCACUGAGAAGGAGGCCAUUGUUGCGCAGCAUCGUCUUCUUUAA